Messenger RNA from Trichoderma citrinoviride, 848 nucleotides. RefSeq lists its product as hypothetical. Bases 1 to 846 code for a protein of 281 amino acids. Lineage: Eukaryota; Fungi; Ascomycota; Sordariomycetes; Hypocreales; Hypocreaceae. The record is from RefSeq and is a predicted model, not a curated record. The transcript is spliced from 3 exons.
AUGGCUGGCAGCAACAGGCUCUACGAGGCGAUGCACCGGCGCUUGUGCCGCGCCGACUCGAUGAGGACGGGCUGCUCGAGCUGCGGCGGGUUGAGCUGUUGCUGUUCGAGUGAUGGGAGGAGCAGCUCGGAUGGGGAUGAGGGUGAGAGUGGGGGUGGGAGUGAUGAUGAUUGUGAGGAUGUGUUUCUGAGUGAUUGCGAGAGUUGUUGGGGGAGGAGGACGGGGAGGAGGGAGGGAUGCGGGUGUGGGUGUGGUGGGUGUAGGGAGGGGAGAGAGAAUCGCCAGGAUCAUCAUCGCCAUCGGCAUCAUCAGGACAGGAACAACAGUCACAGUCACGGUCAACACAGGCAGGCUAGAGGCACCGAGGCUCGUCAAAGAGGCCAGCAGAACAGCAGCAGCCACUCGCCUCGAAACAACGGUACUUCAACAAGCAACAAUAACCCCAACAACAACAACAACAACACUGCACCCACGGCCGCUCGUAGCAGCAGCAUCACGGAGCGCAUCCUCUCUACCGCCAGACACAACAUCCAUCAGGAGCAGGACCGUCUACGGACGUGGAUGCGCGUGAUCGAGGACGUUCAUCGGCGUCAACAGCAGCAGCAGCAUGUGCAUUCAGGGGUUACCACUACUGCUACGACUGCUGCUGCUGCUGCUGCUGUUGCUGGCACUGCGAGGAAUGGACAUGCUGCUGCCGGGGGCUCUUCUCGUGCGGCUGCGGCGGUGGGGGAGAAUCAUGGGGUGAGGCAGAGAGAGGAGACAAGGCAGAGGGGGAGGACGACGCGCGGGUAUUUCAUGUCUGGGGGGAGGAGCAUUUCGACGAACCGCCGGAGGAGGCUGAGAUGAGA